ACACAUACAUACAAUUUCUACACAGUGAAGCUCAAACAUCCAAGUGAUGAUAUAAUAAGCAAAACACAUUUUUGAGAGGAGGGGGUCUUUAAAUAUACUGAGUCUAAAAAUACUGGAAUCAGCCUAAAAAUAACCCAUCAUGUGUAUGUUUUAAAUGGAGAAUGUAAGCUUGCUAAACCCCCCACAUUUCAAGAAAAACUACAUAGGAUGGUAACUAUUAAGUCACUUUCUGUUCUGGCACCAAGAUAAUAUGGUGACUGAUGGAUGAGGCGGUUAUAAGUUUGCAGAGUACACUGUAUUUUGAUUGUUUGUGUGAAGAAUUUACCUUUUUUAAUGUACUAUUUGCUCAAAAUCAAAUGUAUCUGUUGUUUGCUGUAUGUUGUUGGCUGUGUUUUUUUAUGAUUGCUUAUCAUUUUUUUAUAUUACAUAAAAAUUUAAAACAUACUUUACUGUUGUUCUUCUUGUACUGAGAGUCAGAGAAAAGGUGGGAGUCAAAGUUUCCGUCUUUGACUUUAAAACAGUGGGUUGUUGCCCUUUUGAAAAGAUCAGUAGUUUCAAUCAUAUGUGAAUGCACUGCAUGAAUGUACUACAAACCUGAAGCUCUAUAGCAUUAUGUAUUUGCUGUUUAUGGAUGCGAUGUUGAAAUAAAUCUACAAGGUCACAAACAAGCUAAAUUUAAAACCAUACUGUACAAUAGAUAUGUGCACAGCUGCCUUAACUUACUUCCCUGUUUCACUGUUGUGUGAUGAGCGGUUUGCUGAUAAGGCCAGCACCCUUUUUUUGCUAGCUGUUUUUUUCAUUGUGGCACAUUUACACUGUAACUACAAAAAGAAUAAAUGUAGAAAUGUUUUUCAAAUAAACUCUGCGUUUUAUGUGGAGAUACAGUGUAGCUAUAAUGUAUAAAUUUGACAUAAAUAAUACAUCAUUAAUCCGAGCCACUUUUACAACAUAUAAAAAGUACUGCUGGGUGUAAAGUAACCAAUGGGGAUGUAGCUCAGUGGUAGAGCGCAUGCUUCGCAUGUAUGAGGUCCCGGGUUCAAUCCCCGGCAUCUCCACUCUUUUGAACAAACUCCUCUUUUGUCCGGAUAAACUAGCAAAAAAUGGUGGAAAAUUUCACAUGUCAAAUCUUUACUAAUUUAUAUGUAACACAUAGAAACCUAUUAUUCGUGUUUCAGUACAGUGAACAAUAAUUCUGAGAUAACAGCCGUUCCUGAUUGGCCAAACGGAGGACUUGCUCCACUCUGAUUGGCUGUUGGACGCUGUAUAGGCGUGGGAGUGUUCACGCACGCGAGUGUCAAACAUUUAUUCCUCACUGCUGACCAAAUUAAUAUCCAGUGCUGGAGAGAGUUAGCCAAUGGAGAAAUAAUGGAUGAACCAAAGACAGAGUCAGAGUAGAUGAAACAUAAAUGUAGUGACACAUUAUUAAAGUAAUUAUGUAACCAGAAACCCGGGAUUUCACCACAAGAUUGAGGAGAUUCUCACAUGCAGUGACAGAUGGAUUAUUAUUAAAGCAGCCAAACUGUUCAAGCAGUGAUUUGGCUUUGACUGGAGACACUGGAGCCGAUCUAAUCUGGAGUAGGAUGUUACUAGCAUCCGCCGUAGUGGUAUGGGAAUGGCUGAACGAGCACGGACGCUGGCGGCCCUACAGCCCGGCUGUCUGUCAUCACAUCGAGGCAGUCAUCCGGAGCGACCCGCGGUGUGGUAGUGUCGUCCUCGGCCAGGUGGACUCUCGCCUCUCGCCCUACAUCAUCGAUUUGCAUUCCAUGCACCAGUUCCGACAAGACACAGGUACCCUUCGACCGGUACGACGUAGCUUCUACGACCCCACCUCAGCGCCAGGCCAGGGCUGGUUGUGGGAGUGGGAAAACGACGCUGGCAGUUGGACGGCGUACGACACGGACGUGGGCAUCGCCAUCCAGGCGGCACGAGAUCGUCAGCAGCCCUGGCUGGACCUGGCGCCGCUGGGUUUCUGCUACCUCAUUGACUUCGAAAGCAUGACCCAAAUCAACGGGCAGACGCAGCGCUGCCGACGCAUCCAGCGCCGCUCCGACCUGGCUUACCCGUUAGUGUCUGGGCCGCUGCCCAAAUCCCACCACGCCUGGGGGCCUACGUCCAUUCCCAGCCACGGAGGACUGCUGGGGGUGGAUGUGUCUGGAGUGGGCAUGGGGAUCAGGAUGAGCAGCAGCGGGACAGGAAAUGGGAGCGCGUAUCCCAGCGGGGCGCUCCCUGCGUCAGCCAUCACCUCUUUGGGACAGCCCUGCGCCUGUCAGCAGUGUAUGUUGGUGCUGAGUGUCAAAGCGGGCACCAUGUCGACUGCUCACACUCUGGGUCGGAGACCACCACAGACCAAGCCACCUAGUCCCAAAAUAAGCAGCCACUCAAUCCCAGGAGGGUCGUACUCACUAACCCUGCCUCGGCCUCCAACCCUGUCACGCUCAUUUUCCCCGCACAGGACAUCCAUAGUUGGGGCGACAGGUGGCUUCAAUAUCAGUGGUAUGGGCGGUCCAGGAGGUGUAGGUAUCAUUGGUGGUAGCGGUGUUGGCAGUGCCGGCCUUGGCAUCGGAGGAGGCUUCACCCACUCUGUUUCCCUCCUUGGCUCGGCCACCGCCGCCCUCUCCAUCUCCUCCACCCGUCCCCCUCCUCCGCCUCUCCCCCCGCCUCCGCCGCCUCCUCCCCCACCUUCCACCACACUCUCAUCUAUGGCCACCUCCCCCCCUCACCCUUCCACCUCCUCCUCCCUCUCCGCUUCCUGCUCCGCUCCUGCCGCGCCCGCUCCAGGCCCGCCUCUCAUCUCCACGGCUGCCUCCACCUGCACGCCCUCGCCUUCCGCCCGCGUCCUGGGCCCAGUGUCUUCGUCUGGUGCUGCUGCCUGCGCGGCCCCUCUGCCACCCCGGUCCAGCCUAGCGGGGCUGAGCCGACCUGCGCUGCAGCGUAUCGCCAUGGCUCAGUCACGUGCCCUUAUCGCCUCUGGAGUGCCAACGGUUCCAGUGAAGAACCUGAAUGGAUCUAGCCCUGUGCACCCUGCACUGGCAGGCAUUACAGGCAUCUUGAUGAGUGCAGCGGGACUUCCUGUCUGCCUGACCCGCCCUCCCAAGCUGGUGCUCCAUCCUCCACCUGUCAGCAAGAGCGACAUCAAGCCUGUGCCCGGCCUGGGGCACUGCUGCCGCAAGACCACCAAGAAACAGGCCCGCAAAGGCAAGACCCCUGAGGAGGUGGUGAAGAGGUACCUUCAGAAAGUCCGCAAUCCCCCUGAGGAGGACUGCACCAUCUGCAUGGAGGCUCUGGCCGGACCAUCGGGGUACAAAGGCCCUGGUGUGGGAGGCAUCUCCCGGGCUGAGUCGGUGGGCCGCCUGGCGCAGUGUGGCCACCAGUACCACCUCCAGUGCCUCGUUGCUAUGUACAACAAUGGCAACAAGGACGGCAGCCUGCAGUGCCCCACCUGCAAGACCAUCUACGGAGUCAAGACCGGCAACCAGCCCCCUGGCAAGAUGGAGUACCAUGUUAUCCCCCACUCGCUGCCCGGCCACCCUGACUGCAAAACCAUCCGCAUCAUUUACAACAUCCCUCCUGGUAUCCAGGGCCCAGAGCACCCAAACCCAGGCAAACCCUUCACUGCCCGUGGGUUCCCCAGACACUGCUACCUCCCUGACAGCGAAAAGGGACGCAAGGUUCUGAGGCUGCUUCUGGUGGCAUGGGACCGGCGACUCAUUUUCUCCGUGGGCACGUCCAGCACCACCGGCGAGUCCGACACAGUCAUCUGGAACGAGGUGCACCACAAGACGGAGUUCGGCUCCAACCUGACGGGCCACGGCUACCCCGACCCCGGCCACUUGGACAACGUUCUCGAGGAGCUCAAGGCUCAGGGCAUCACCGAGGAGGAGUGUCUACCCAGAGACUGAACAGAGACGCCCAAGAACGAAGAGAAAAAACAGACUUGAGUCUGUAAACACAUGAUCCACAGCUGGACAUAUUAUUUUCAAAAAUCCAACUUGAAAAAAAAAGAAACUGGGAGAACUUUUCCCACCAGAGAUGGAAAACAACUUCAAAAACUCUUAACAAGAACUGGUGGUUUUCAGCAGAAUUUGCUGAGAUUAAAAUUUCUCUUACGACUGCAUGAGUCAGUUUUGAUACGUGGGAAAUCUUUUUUUUUUUUCUUUUUCCUGAUGCAGUAACAGUGUCAAGAUCGCAGAUGUUAUUCAGUGAGACAUUUGAGACCACUGUGCACAUACGAGUCAGUGUUAGAUUAAAAAAAAAAAACAACUGUCAUUCAUACUGUGAGACUUCAUAUCAAGAAUGUAAACUAAGUGAAUUUUGCCGAAUUGAUGAAGUGUUUACCACUACUGCUGCUAUGUGGAAUUGAAUGGAAGAAAAGAAGUGGGAUCUGUAAGUUUUUUUUUUUAAAGUGUUAGUCCACAAGCAGAAGAAACUUCUCACUGCAGAUAAAUAUUUCAAGUGUAUAACUGGAUAUCUGAGCAUGGAUAUUUGCUGACCUCUAGUGGUACUUUUUCAGAACUACAUUCCUUUUUAGGUUUGAUUUUUAAAUUGUAUUGUUGUAUAUUAUGAAUACUUGAUAUAUUAUACGAUAUUGUUUCCAUUCUAUCAUGUUUUUUAUAUUUUAAUUUGACAUCUUGUUUUAUAUGGUGUGUUAUUUUUUGGGUGUGGGCGUGACAGACGAGAGAUGUGAGGUGAAGUUAAGAUAAGCUGCUCGGGUACCAGAGUUUGCCUGACACUUUAUAUGCCAUUUACCAACCCCUUUCUUUAAGUAUUUAACGUCAUUUUAAGUAUUUUGUAUUUGAUCACAAACAGACAUUCCUUAAUUGUUCUGCCCUCAGAGCAUGGGUACAUUUAAUAGCUUUCUAUGUCUUCUUGUAUCUGCAUUAAUUGUUAAAGACUGAUAGAAGAAAAGCUACUAUGGAUUAUACCACCCCCCCCCCCCGCCCCUUAGGAGGAGUAAAUUAGGAUUGGACCUCCUGCCUGAGCUCAGAUUUGCACAGAGCUUUCUACUUAGUAUGGCACUCAAAAGGAAACAGACAGCUUGUAUCUACUGUAUUUUUGUGUAGGACACACACCAGCCUCAAAUGCUCUAAUCACUACAAACUGUGGUCAUCAGUUGUUUUUGUCUUAUUUAGUUUUCGUCAUCGGGAAGGUGCAAAAGACUAUCUCUUGUUGUGGAUCUAGCUUUGGCCAAAGUGGUCCAGUCAGUUUGCUUUCGGUCUGUUGUGGACCGGUUUGUUAUGAGGUAGAGAUGUACAACGGUAUGUGUUAACAUACUAAUGUAGGCCAACAUUAGAAGCAUUUAUACUUUAUGAUACUUUCUGUAUGCACUGUACUGUAUGUAUGUGUUUUAUGUGCACAAAUUUGCAUUAAACGUUUUUUCUAAGGUUCAGAGAUAA
Molecule: messenger RNA, 5393 nt
Organism: Thunnus maccoyii (southern bluefin tuna)
Lineage: Eukaryota; Metazoa; Chordata; Actinopteri; Scombriformes; Scombridae
Gene: dtx4a
Product: deltex 4, E3 ubiquitin ligase a
Exons: 9
Coding region: 1581-3899 (772 amino acids)
Biological process (GO): protein ubiquitination; Notch signaling pathway
Cellular component (GO): nucleoplasm
Molecular function (GO): ubiquitin protein ligase activity; zinc ion binding
Source: RefSeq, a predicted model, not a curated record